ACUCCUCUCAUAUGUUCCCUUUAACUCUCAUUCUUUCACUUCGCAGGAUACGUUACAGAAUGGUUCAGAGUUCAUGUCGCAAAUGUUGCAGAGGAUUUCGGUACGAUCGGAGAACUCGCAGAUGCGUAGAUAUAAACGAAUGCUUACGUCCCAGAAGAGUCUGUAGUCAUAUAUGUAUCAACACACCCGGGUCGUACUUCUGCAUGUGUAGACAUGGUUUCCAAUUAGUUGGGGGACGUUACUGCAGGGACUUUAAUGAAUGCAAUUGCGCCCAUAUUUACUGUCCUCCUCCUUACCACUGUUUCAACACAUAUGGAUCCUACAUGUGCCAUUGCCCCCACGGAUUUAAACCCAAAGGAAAUUGGUGCUACUGGAUGUCUCGAGGAAAAUCCCGAAACGCAGUGCCAGGAAAACCAAGUGUCAUACCAAAGUUUGAGCAAGUUAAAAAACAACAAUUGAAACCCAUCACCAAAAGCAAACCAAAGAAAUAAACAUCUACAACAACUACUACUGUCACAAUUACUAUUAUAGUAAUCAUUCGAAAAUAUACUCCUAGGUACACAUAGUCAAAACCCUCUCAAACAUAUCAUCACACCAGGACACUUCACCAAGUCUUCUCCUUUCCA
This is a messenger RNA of Octopus bimaculoides (California two-spot octopus), 626 nucleotides long. RefSeq lists its product as uncharacterized. The record is from RefSeq and is a predicted model, not a curated record. Gene Ontology annotation, molecular function: calcium ion binding. Lineage: Eukaryota; Metazoa; Mollusca; Cephalopoda; Octopoda; Octopodidae.